Messenger RNA from Doryrhamphus excisus (bluestripe pipefish), 2853 nucleotides. The record is from RefSeq and is a predicted model, not a curated record. NCBI's taxonomy places the organism in Eukaryota, Metazoa, Chordata, Actinopteri, Syngnathiformes, Syngnathidae.
AUUCGGUCGUGCACUUCCCUGUUGGGGGUGGACAUACGUCAUUACAACCAAUCUCAGUCAGAUGUACAAAGGACGGGAUGAAUUGACUCCCUCUUGUGUGCCACCCAGUGAGGAUGAGUGGGAAGAGCCUCCUGCUGAAGGUUAUCCUACUCGGGGAUGGAGGAGUCGGAAAGUCGUCACUGAUGAACCGCUAUGUCACCGACCGCUUCGAUUCGCAGUCAUUUCACACCAUCGGUGUUGAGUUCCUGAACAGGGACCUGGAAGUGGAUGGACGCCUCGUUACCCUUCAGAUCUGGGACACCGCCGGCCAGGAACGUUUCAAGUCCCUGCGUACGCCUUUCUACCGAGGCGCCGACUGCUGCCUGCUUACGUUUGCUGUGAACGACUUGCAGAGCUUUCAGAACCUCGGCGGCUGGAAAAAGGAGUUUAUGUAUUACUCUGAUGUCAAAGAGCCCGAGCGGUUCCCUUUUGUGGUGCUGGGCAAUAAGGUGGACAUGGAGCAGAGGGAAGUGGGCGAGGACGAAGCACGGGCCUGGUGCGAGGAGAACGGAUGUUGCCCUUACUUUGAAACCAGCGCUAAGGACGACACAAACGUCACAGCUGCGUUCGAGGCGGCUGUCAGGGAGGUUCUGGCUGCUGAGGAUCACAUUGACCACUCGGUGUUGAGUGGAACUAUUGAUCUCCAUGGCAACCGGAAAAUAUCUCGUGGGUCCUGCUGCUGACGGGUCAGCUACCAGAAACCUGAUGGCCAGUGAAAUAUUGUUUAUGGUACAUGUGGAGCAGAUAGGAAUUGCUCAAAUAUAAUGUGGAUAAGAUAUAGCUGACACCGGAUUUUUUAUUGAUGCUGAUAAGAUGCAAUCUGAGAGCAGUUUCAAGGGUGCGGUCAGCGUCGAAAGGGCUGAAUUAUUGCCCCAGCUGAGGUAGAGGAAGUCUGAAACACGCUUCCUUUCAGUAUGGUUGCACAUUUCACCUCUUUUUGCAAAUGUGCUCAUUUAAAUGCUUCCGCAGCAAUCAAAACAAAUACUAAUUAGAAUUAUUAUUAUUAUUGAGUAGACAAACAGAUAGCAAGCACACUGUUGUAGUUGAUUUUUCUAUGGUAUACAUUAGCAGACAAAUGCUAUAGCAAGAGACCUAAAGUAUUUACUGUUUACGAGCUGACUACAUUUGUUUUCCAACAAAUACAAGGUACGGAGCAAUACAAAUUGAUCAUUGCUCAAAUGUGAGAUUAUUUUUAUUGACCUCUGUAUAAAAAGGGAACUGUAAGCUUUGUUUUUAUUUUUAUAACCCCACAAGAGUGAAACCACAGGUGGUAACACAUUCUAUUUCAUUUUCCAAGUCACUCAUGUACUUUUUAAUUAGUCUGCCUUUUCUACUAUUUAUAAACUGCUGUUUGUUUUCUGUCAGGCACCCCUUCAUUUCAUUGCGGGUUAUUUUUAUUUUCUAUAUCAGGGAGUGAUGAGUUUGCUUCCCUGGUGUGUAGAGGAGCUAAUGAUUAUUGCACUGAACACUAAUUUUCCUAAUCAGGGCAUGUUUUUACUGCUGUCUUUUUGGCUUUAAUAAUAAUAAUAGUACAGUGCUUUUUUUUUUUUUUUUAGCUUUGCUCGCUUGUAAAGUCUUCUCGGCUUUGCUGGUAGUGUUUAUUAUAUACGCACACGCAGGCGUCUACUGAAUGUGAGCACAAAGAUAAAACUUUGUGCAUGGACUCCAUUUAUACAGUAAGAAAUGGAACCACACUUAAUUAUUCAGAGAACUGUACGAUCAUUUCAGCUUAAGGGUACUUUAGUUUCCUUUAAAUGUGCUAUCGGCACACACAUGACUUGACACUCGGUACGAGUUAAGUAUGAAUUCUCAACAUAUCGGUAUAUAUUGAUUGCAGCUUCAAUGAUUGUGUUGUCUUCAAUCGUAUAUUGUUUAUUAAUUAUGUCGUCACACUAUGUUCCCUAAUGGUGCCGGCUUUUGUCUCGUAAAGGAAUUGUGUGCGUCAGAGAGAGUGAAAGUUUGUGAAAUUUUGUCCAGAAGUAUCUGAACUAACUUUUUUGACUUUUAAUGUGUUUGCCUUCUGCCAAGUUUAGACAUUCAGCUUAGCUUUAAAAAGGAUCACAUCAAUGUGCCAUUAAGCAUUCAGGAAUUAUAGGCCUUCGCUAAUUAAUAAAGGAUCGAAAAACACAUAUUUAAUCAAAUUGAAAAUAUUUUUAGCUCAAAUUAAGCAUUUUCAAAUAUAAAAAUGUUUAAGUGAACUAAACUCGGACAUUGUCCAAAUACUUCUGGACUUAGCUGUAUGUAUACAGUAGUACAUGUGCAGACUUGCUGACCAAUUACAUAAGCUUCACUGUGAACCUCAACCAAACCUAGUCAGGUACUGCGUAAUUUUGUUCAAUGCAGUAGAUUAUUCACAUCAUUGACCUUAACUGAUGGUACCGUGUAUUUUUCUUUUUAACAAAAACCGCAACGACUAUUUGUCAGUGUUAAUUCUUUUGUCCUAACUAUUUCAGUUGAAAUAAUGUAGCCUAUCAGUGUUUACCUGAGGUAUUUAUUACAUGUGCUAUAUUUUCAUGCCAAUGUUCUCUCAUGUUGCUGUAAUAUUCAUGAAUGUAAAAACCUAAAUUUAGGCCCUUCCACAGUAAUGGCUGAGAUAAAUGAUCAACGGAACGUAUUUUAUAAUAACGGCCAAGAUGACACUUGGCAUCUGUUUUUGUUCAGUUCAAGCAGUGAAUUAGCUUUAAAGUGUGUGAAAGUUGGAAAGUCGUCCCAACUUUUGUUUUCAUGAUCUCACUUCUUCCCUUUCUAAACCUUUUUGCACUAAAUUUGAUAAGACUGGUUGACGGUGCUUGGCUGCAAAAUAAAAUGAACCAA